UUUCUUAUUGGACUGCUGAGGCUCACUAGAGAGACCUCUGUGCUUGAAUUCAAUUAUUUCACUUUCCUGUAUGAAUUAGUGAUCCACUCUGCUGAAGUCCUAUUUUCUGGUGCCUCAACCCCAGCAACUUAAGACUUUUCACCUGCCUUUCAGAUGCCCUUUGGCAUUUGAGUGCAAAUAUUUUGCCUUACUACUGGGUUCUUCAUGGAAAACGAAAAUCCCAGGUUAGUGCUCUUGCAUUCAUUAACUUUUUGCUCUGCCCAGAAGACUUCGUUUUCUGGAUGUUUACUUGUUUCCGUAGAUAUUGUGCCGUAUACCGUACCGGCUUUGCAAACGUAUGUCAUAGACAGAGCAACGUACCCUUUUGGAAGACAAAGCUGAAUACGUUGGCAGUCUUCUGCUAAAGGAAGCAGGCAUAUCACCUACCCUCUGGUAAUGUGACUUGAAGAUGCCGGCCCCCUGGCAAAUGUGCUGUGAUAAAAAAUCCAGAACUAAGAAUGGAAAAGCUGAAAUGGACAAUAUGGCAGAGAUGACUGAAAAAAUGCAGAUGAAAAAAGAAAUCACAUUACUAAAUGGAGUUUCUUUAAUUGUAGGGAAUAUGAUUGGCUCUGGGAUAUUUGUAUCACCCAGAGGUGUUUUAAUGUACAGUGCUUCCUAUGGACUCUCGCUGGUCAUCUGGGCACUUGGUGGGUUGUUUUCGCUGUUUGGAGCUUUGUGUUACGUUGAACUGGGAACAUCCAUUGUGAAGUCUGGAGGCAGUUAUGCCUACAUCCUGGAAUCAUUUGGUGCCAUUGUGGCCUUCAUCAGACUCUGGUCUUCCUUGCUAAUUAUUGAACCGACAACUCAGGCAGUGAUAGCAAUCACAUUUGCGAACUAUAUUGUUCAACCAAUUUUUCCUCACUGUGAGCCGCCAUAUGAUGCAGUCAGGUUGAUUGCAGCUGCAUGUAUAUGUUCCUUAACAUUUAUUAAUUGUGUUAAUGUGAAGUGGGGAACCCGCGUCCAAGAUGUUUUCACAUAUGCAAAAGUUAUGGCUCUUAUCUUGGUGAUAUCUGUUGGCCUUUACAAAAUUGGUAAAGGGGAAACAGAAAACCUGAGAGCUCCGUUUGAGGGCUCAGCAACCAACCCAGGGAUGAUCGCCCUGGCUCUCUACUCUGCCCUCUUCUCCUACUCAGGAUGGGACACGCUCAACUACGUCACUGAGGAAAUGCAGAACCCCGAGAGGAAUCUACCUCUUUCUAUUGCAAUUUCAAUGCCUAUUGUGGCUAUUAUUUACUUGUUGACUAAUAUAGCGUACUAUGUAGUGUUGGACAUGUCAGCUCUGCUCACAAGCGAUGCAGUGGCUGUGACAUUUGGUGGUGAAACCCUUAGUCAUGCUAAGUGGAUAAUUCCUAUAGCAGUGGCCAUGUCUUGCUAUAGUGGCUUAAACUCAUCAAUUAUUGCAGCAUCUCGGCUUUUUUAUGUUGGAGCCAGGGAAGGACACCUCCCUGUCAGCCUGAGCUUGAUUCAUAUAAAGUGCUUCACGCCAGUCCCUGCUCUCCUCUUCAACGGCUUAAUGACUUUGCUUUAUCUCCUUGUGGAAGAUGUGUUCCUCCUCAUUAAUUACUACUGCUUCAACUACUGGCUCUUUGUGGGUCUGUCUAUUGCAGGAUUAAUAUAUUUGAGAUAUACUCAGCCACAUAGGCCACGACCUGUUAAACUUAGCCUCUUCUUCCCUAUAGUAUACUGUUUAUGUUCCCUUUUCCUGGUCUUAGUUCCUCUCUACAGUGACACAAUCAAUUCCCUUAUUGGUGUUGGUAUUGCCCUCUCAGGCAUUCCUGCAUAUUAUGUGGGAGUCUACCUGCCAGUUGAAAAACGACCUAAAUGGCUACAGUGGCUCUCCGCUACAACAACGAAGUAUUUUCAGAUGCUCUUCUACUGUGCUCUGUCAGACCUGGACAUUGAUGUGGAACCUACAGCAGCUAAGAGUAAAUAGAGUUGCCUUGACAUUGAGAGUUGGGCCGGGACAUCUCCUAUCUGGAGCAAUUUUUAUCAUCUGAAGUUCUCCCCAUGUGUUCGGUCAUACUAAAGCACUAAUCACGGUACUGUGCAUCAGUCUGGUGUCAUUAAGUUUUGCUCGUUAGCAAAUUAGACUAAUUCAGUCUUCCAAAAUGGAAAAGAUAAUAACUGUU
Empidonax traillii (willow flycatcher) is the source of this 2168-nucleotide messenger RNA. RefSeq names its product Y+L amino acid transporter 2-like. Gene Ontology annotation, molecular function: L-amino acid transmembrane transporter activity. Gene Ontology annotation, biological process: amino acid transmembrane transport. The record is from RefSeq and is a predicted model, not a curated record. The coding region runs from base 449 to 1972 and encodes 507 amino acids. Lineage: Eukaryota; Metazoa; Chordata; Aves; Passeriformes; Tyrannidae. Gene Ontology annotation, cellular component: membrane. The transcript is spliced from 11 exons.